CGCGAUCGAACGAACCGCCCCCGCGGAUUUUCCUCCACUCCUUCCCGCCACAACGGAUAACAACCUCGCUAGCUACCUCAACACACCACCAGCAGCAGCAGCAGAGCGGCCAAGAACGACGACGAUGCAAUCCCUCCUGUCCUCCUCGGCGCUGCUCGCCAACCCAUGCACCCCGGCUAAGCUCGCCGCCGCUGCUUCGGUCUCGGUGGUUGCGCCGAGGAGAUCGGUGGCUGCGGCGGCGGCGGCUGGUGGUGGUGCCCGGUGUGUGGCGGUGGCGGCGUCGUCGUCGUCCCCGGCGGUGACCACGGCGGAGGCGGGGGAGGUGCCCGCCACGAUGAAGGCGUGGGCCUACGACGAGUACGGGGACGGCGGCGUGCUCAAGUUCAACGACGCCGCGGCGGUGCCGGCCGUCGGCGAGGACCAGGUGCUGGUGCGCGUCGCCGCCGCCGCGCUCAACCCUGUCGACGCCAAGCGCCGCGCCGGCAAGUUCAAGGCCACCGACUCCCCUCUCCCGACGGUGCCGGGGUACGACGUCGCCGGCGUGGUGGUGAAGACGGGCAGCCAGGUGAAGGGGCUGAAGGAAGGCGACGAGGUGUACGGCAACAUCAGCGAGAAGGCGCUGGAGGGGCCCAAGCAGUCGGGCUCGCUGGCGGAGUACACCGCCGUCGAGGAGAAGCUGCUGGCGCUCAAGCCCAAGGGCCUCGACUUCGCGCAGGCCGCCGGCCUGCCGCUCGCCGUCGAGACCGCCCACGAGGGCCUCGAGCGCGCCGGCUUCUCCGCCGGCAAGUCCAUCCUCAUCCUCGGCGGCGCCGGCGGCGUCGGCUCCCUCGCCAUCCAGCUGGCCAAGCACGUAUACGGCGCGUCGAAGGUGGCGGCGACGGCGAGCACGCCGAAGCUCGAGCUCCUCAAGACCCUCGGCGCCGACGUCGCCAUCGACUACACCAAGGAGAACUUCGAGGAGCUGCCGGACAAGUACGACAUCGUCUUCGACGCAGUCGGCCAAGGCGAGAAGGCCGUCAAGGUGGUGAAGGAAGGCGGCAGCGUGGUGGUGCUCACCGGCGCCGUCGCGCCGCCGGGGUUCCGCUUCGUGGUCACCUCCGACGGGUCGGUCUUGGAGAAGCUCAACCCGUACCUGGAGUCCGGGAAGGUGAAGCCGCUCGUCGACCCCAAGGGGCCGUUCGCCUUCUCCCAGGUUGUGGAGGCCUUCUCCUACCUCGAGACAGGGAGAGCCACCGGCAAAGUUGUCAUCUCACCCAUACCAUGAUGAGCGUUUUCAAUGCGAACAAUGGCAGAGCAUGCCGGUGCCUGACAUUCUGGGCUGCAUCAACAUAGGCAUUAUUUCGUAUUACAGUUCAUAUUUAGAGUUACAUUGUUGCAGAAGUUGUGUACACUCUGAUGAACCGCUGAUCGAGUAAUGUGCAGUUUGGUUUGAGUAGACAUGUGGUACCCAAAUGUUCUAAUGUUACAUGAGUUU
Molecule: messenger RNA, 1474 nt
Organism: Oryza brachyantha (malo sina)
Lineage: Eukaryota; Viridiplantae; Streptophyta; Magnoliopsida; Poales; Poaceae
Product: 2-methylene-furan-3-one reductase
Exons: 4
Coding region: 125-1264 (379 amino acids)
Molecular function (GO): zinc ion binding; oxidoreductase activity, acting on the CH-CH group of donors, NAD or NADP as acceptor
Source: RefSeq, a predicted model, not a curated record